Canariomyces notabilis is the source of this 1459-nucleotide messenger RNA. RefSeq lists its product as uncharacterized. Gene Ontology annotation, molecular function: zinc ion binding; DNA-binding transcription factor activity, RNA polymerase II-specific. Gene Ontology annotation, biological process: regulation of DNA-templated transcription. The transcript has 3 exons. NCBI's taxonomy places the organism in Eukaryota, Fungi, Ascomycota, Sordariomycetes, Sordariales, Chaetomiaceae. The record is from RefSeq and is a predicted model, not a curated record. The coding region runs from base 321 to 1169 and encodes 282 amino acids.
CUUUCAUCCGCAUUUGCAGUGAGGCUGCCCACACCCUCCAGCUUAUCCUGGCCUGUCGAUCUCGGCUCUCGUUCUCUUCAAGUGAGAAUCCGUCACCGGAGACCGCCAGCGCAAUAAGCUUUCCGCCAAGCCUCAGGCACGUUUCAAGCCGGCGGUCGGGACUUUGGCGCGGCUGCCCGUAACAUCCCUUUCACCGGCAGAUCACAAAAUUCCAGGAUCAAGGCCAUAUAUCAACCGCUACGACCAGGGACCAGGAGCCUGAAAUCCCCCCGCACCCGCUCCGCCACCGCAACCCGCUGUACCCUAAGGAAGACUUCACCAUGGGCAGGCCCUCCAGGAGCUGCCACAUGUGCCGGACCCGGCGUAUCAAGUGCGAUCGAACCAAGCCGAUAUGCAACCAGUGCGUUACGAAAAGACUCCAAUGCCCGGGGUAUGAGCUCCAGUUUGACGUCAUCCACCGCAGCGAGAACGAAGCCGUCAAAUGUCGAGCGCAGAAGAUCAGCACCCCGAGACGCAGCAGCGGCAAGAACAUAUCCGAACCCUCACCGGCAUCGGCCUCUCCCGGCAACCAUAAUUUGCCGCCCCUAGCCCCGGCGGGAACUUUGUCUGGCGGUCAGGCGGUCAACGGUUACACGGAUCUGCAAGGGACUCCAGACGAGUCGCGUCUACACUACCGGAAUAUCGAGAUAUACCUCUCUUGUUUUCGGAAAUAUAUCCCGCCGUUAUGCCCCCUGCUCAGGCCCGACGAGCUUACUUCCAGCAACAUUGUGUCACUCCGAGAAAGUGACCAGCCCGCUCAGAAGGCGGUCGCUCUCGCUGUAUUGGCCUUGGGGGAGUGGUGUUGGAACGCUGGAGACGCCCCAUGCACGGCAACGCGCGUUGACAGGACCAACGCACGCGAAGCUGCUAAUUUCUUAGAACACCAUACAAACCGGGAUCUGCAUCACAUCCGCGCCUGCCUUCUCAUCGCCUUCUACUGCGGGCUCUGCGGAGAUGUGUGCGGAAGCAAGCGCUAUGUUCACAAGGCCGCAGAGCUGUUGAAACAAGACCUCUCGCCGGAAUCACUACGUGGAACGAUCACUUCGGAGAAUUCGUUCCCAAUCGCUUUCUGGAUUUGUAUAGCAUUGGAGAGGUAUGGGACGCCUCUCGGCCGUACAAGCUCCUGCUAACACACGUAGCGAGAUUGGCCACCACCGUGAGAUCCGCAUUGAACAGUUAUGUCAGGGAAUUCUCAGGGAGAAUCUCCUCGACAUACCAUAUCCAUCAGCAGUCGAGCAUGACCUCGGUGGUCGUGCUGCCGCGAUCUUUCAAAGUUCCGUGUGGGUUUGCAAGGCCGAAAGCGCGGCGACCGCCUUUCUAAGCUCUAUGCGGGUUCAAAUUUCGGAACCCGAAGUGGUCGUGUUCCUGAGCAAAGUGGCAGAGAAACUCGAGCAGUUCUUUACGCCGCCACCUCCGAGUG